AUGGUCAACUCAACAAACUUAGUUUUUAACAUGUUGUUGAUGCACUCGCAUCCUUUCAGAGCACAUGAGGAUUGUAUCGGUGCCCCCGCCGCAGAGGAGGCCACUCCCAAUUGCCAAUGGCUGCAGGGUAAAUACCAAGCAUGCUUGGUUGUUGCUGUGCGUGUCAAUCCUCGCGUAUCCAUCUCUUCGAGACCGACCAAACGUCUCAAACCACCCAUGUUCGAUUCAGCCUUGCUCUUCUGUUUCUUUUCCAAUCGUUUAAUAUUGUUUCGUGCUAUGAUCACCUGUUCCGCAUCAUCGACUACUGCAUAUAGUUCAAACACAGCAUCAGCAGAACGGUCGUGCCACAGGGCAUUCCAUGCACACACCAACAUGCAGCUAUCGGUGCCGUGGAUGUAG
Seminavis robusta is the source of this 399-nucleotide messenger RNA. NCBI's taxonomy places the organism in Eukaryota, Bacillariophyta, Bacillariophyceae, Naviculales, Naviculaceae. The record is from the annotation of a GenBank genome assembly.